GGCGGCCCGGGAGGUGCCGGUGUUGGUGCCUUGUGUUGAGUACCGGGAGCUUUGUGGAACUUUUUUAUUCGAAACCGAGCUUGAGAGGUACUGAUAUAUUCCAUAUUGCUGAGUCUUCUAACAGCAAAUGAAGAAUAUGUAUCUGUUCCUCAUUUCCAUUUUAUAUUUGCUUUUGAAAGUCACUGGCACCAAAGAGAUUAUAUUUGGUCAUAAUAAUUUCACAGAAUAUCAAGUAGGUAACAUGAACCUGAUUCUCUCUGUCCCACAUGGUGGAUCAAUGGAACCCAAAGACAUCCCUGAUCGAGAGGCUGGCUGUUGGGAUGAAAAGACAUCCUCUUGUAUUUUCUGUCAUGAGUGUCCUCUUGGAAGUAUUAAAAAUUCUAAGAAAUGCAAAGUAUCUACCAAUCAAGACAGGUACACGAUAGAAGUGGCUCGGGCUCUUGCUGAAGAAAUCAAGAAUAUCACUAAUGGCUUCUUCCCACAUAUCAUUAUCAACCACCUACAGAGGUUCAAGAUGGAUGCUAACAGGGACAAGGCUGAAGCCUCCUUUGGAAUUCCCCAAGCAGAGCAUGCAUGGGAGGAGUAUAUGGGAUUUUUGACUGCUGCAAAAUCGCGGAUGACAGGGGGCUUGAUUCUGGACAUCCAUGGACAAGCACAUCCUGAACAGUGGAUAGAAUUAGGUUACACACUUUCAAAAACUUCCCUUAAUUCAGGCAUCUAUUCUGCAUCAUUUUCCUCAAUUAGCCAUCUAGCCAGUCAGCUAGUCAACGUGUCUGCUGAAACUUUGGUUGCAGGGAACAGAAGUUUGGGUAACUAUAUUGAAGAACAAAAGCACAGUUAUGUUUGUGUGCCUUCUCCAUCCAAUCCUAGCCCAAAUAAUGGGAGCUAUUAUGCUGGUGGAUACAUAGUAAAGACUUUUGGUUCCCAAAGUUCUGGCACAGUUGAUGCCAUUCAGCUGGAACUACCCCAGUGGGUGAGGGCAGCUGAAGAACGCUCCAGGUUUUGUAAAGCAUUAGCAAGGGCUGUAAUGAAAUUCUGGCAAACUAACUACUGCAGUCAGUACAACCAGGAAUUUCUGCCGUGCUGAAAGAAGUUGUUCUGCUAAGAUGCCAUUCCAUAAUGCUGUAAUGAUCUGGAACAACAGAACAGCUGAUGCACCUGGAGCAUUUAAGCCUGCAAGGUAAUUGUGGAUGCUGGUGGAAAGAAGAUAAUCUGCAAAGGAGUCCAUUAACAUAGAUAAAAUCCACAGCUAAUACCAUCAAGUCCAUUAACACACAGCUAUGUACUCGAGCCAGCAUUGAAAAGACUGCUUGAAGAUGAGUGGGUAUAUUGGGAAGUAUCACUUGCCUGGCAUGCUUUUCUCUGUUUAAUUUCUUUCUAGUAGCAUCCUCUGUUCUUUAGCAUACAA
This is a messenger RNA of Calypte anna (Anna's hummingbird), 1408 nucleotides long. RefSeq lists its product as uncharacterized. Lineage: Eukaryota; Metazoa; Chordata; Aves; Apodiformes; Trochilidae. The transcript has 2 exons. The record is from RefSeq and is a predicted model, not a curated record. The coding region runs from base 128 to 1087 and encodes 319 amino acids.